Messenger RNA from Sorghum bicolor (sorghum), 2394 nucleotides. Its product is annotated as RING-H2 finger protein ATL13. The transcript has a single exon. NCBI's taxonomy places the organism in Eukaryota, Viridiplantae, Streptophyta, Magnoliopsida, Poales, Poaceae. Bases 554 to 2056 code for a protein of 500 amino acids. The record is from RefSeq and is a predicted model, not a curated record.
UUAAAAAAGAGAUAAAAACACCUCCUUGUUAUUAUAGGAGAAGCCUGAGCUGGUCGAAGCUACACCAAAUGGGACUAAAAGAGUUACGGAUUUAUGUGCUUUCUAGACAGCCCAUCAUUUAGGAUUAUUGUUUUAAUUAGUGGCGAAAAAAGAAUUUUCAUCUCCAUUUCUCGCCACGAGUCCACGGCCAUCCCUUCUCUCCAUUUUUCUCUCCCCGCAUUAAGGAUCCAUCACUAUCCUAUACAUUGACCUCCCUCCUAUCCUCCCCCUCCUUCCCGUCCUCUCUCCCAAACCGCACCUGUUCAGCUGUGUCACAGCAAACUCUGCCAUUGUUCCUCUGUUUCUUCUUUGCAAGGAUCAGGACAAUAGUUCUAGUGAUGAUCUCCUCCUCAACAUCUGUCUCCAUCACAAGAAGAAGGGGCGGACAGGAAGACGACGACACAAGAUUCAGGCGACACUCCCACCAUUGCUGCUGACCACCUCCAAAUUGUCUUCUUUCUCCUCCUCCUACCUGGCUCUCUAGAUCGAAUCACGGGUCAGCCAGACCCGGGCCAUGAGCCACUACACCACCAUGCAUGCAGCCAUCAACUACGCCGCGCUGCCACCCACGUCGCCGCUGCAGCUCCCCCUCCCGUACCUCCCGCCGCCUUCUCCGCCGCCGUUAUCGCUACCGCCGCUGCUGUCGCCGCCGCCGCCGCCGCCACCGGCGGCGUCCUCUGACGCUGGCUUUCAGAGCAGGAUCAGCCCCAGCGUCCUUCUCAUCAUCCUGAUCUUGGCCGUCAUCUUCUUCGUCUCCGGCCUGCUGCACCUCCUCGUCCGGUUCCUGCUCCGCCCGGCGCCGCGGGAUCCCGGCGACGCGUACGGGGGCGACGCGAACGCCACCGCGUUCCAGGGACAGCUCCAGCAGCUGUUCCACCUCCAUGACGCCGGUGUCGACCAGUCCUUCAUCGAUGCGCUGCCGGUGUUCCUGUACGGCGCCGUGGUCGGCGCCGGCGGGAAGGACCCCUUCGACUGCGCGGUGUGCCUCUGCGAGUUCGCGGACGACGACCGCCUCCGCCUCCUCCCCAAGUGCAGCCACGCGUUCCACGUCGACUGCAUCGACACGUGGCUGCUGUCGCACUCCACCUGCCCGCUCUGCCGCCGCAGCCUCCUCGCCGACUUCUCCCCCUGCGGCGGCGGCUGCAGCCCGCUGGUGUUCGUCCUCGAGUCCGUGUCCGGCUCCGAGGGCUCCGUCUCCGAUCGCCUCGACGCGGCGUCCUCCGCGCGCCUCAGCUUUGUCAUGGAGCAGGAGCAGGCGGGGCAGGACCGGAAACACGCCGCCGCUGAGGCUGCGGAGAAGAAGGACAACGAGGUGGUCGUUCCUGUGAAGCUCGGCAAGUUCAGAAGCCAGCAGGCCACCGAAGGCGCCGGCGGCAGCGGCGCCAACCCUGGAAGCCAGGACGUGAGGCGGUGCUUCUCCAUGGGGACCUACGAGUACGUCAUGGACGAGAGCUCCCUGCUCCGCGUCGCCGUGAAGCCGCCGGAGAAAAAGCGGCCCGCGACUCGCAUGCCGGGGCACCGUGUUGCCAUGUCGGAGUGCGACUGCCACUCCAAGCGGGAAGGAUUCCGCGGGUUCGAUGCGCCGCCCAAGCAGCAGCAGCAGCCGUCGUCGAAAGCGGCGGUGGACAAGAGGGAGAGCUUCUCCAUCUCCAAGAUAUGGAUGCGCAGCGGCGGGGCGAGGAGGAAGGACGUGUCCUCCGGCGCAAUCGCUGCGCCGUCGUGCUCGACCUCGCGCCGCGCGUCGUCGUUCCGGCUCCCCUCGGCGCUCCAGCGCACGGCGAGCGACGUCGGGGUGACAGCAACGGCGUUGGUCGUCCCGAAGCGCCGGGCGGACGUGGUGAGCCCCGUGACGGAGUCCGAGUACAACGUGUCGACGUGGGACAAGAGCGCCAGCGGCAGCGUCGUGGAUUGGGACGUCGAGUCCGCCGCCGGCGGCGGCCAUGGCCUCAGCUCCAGAGCCGACGAGGCGCCGUCCUUCGCCCGGCGGACGCUGCUCUGGAUCAGAGGCCACCUAUGAAGUGAAUCGAAGCAGAGAUCUUGGCUUCUACCACCUGGUUCUUCCCCUCUGCUCCUCCCCGUGUAACUGUGUAUGCAUGCAGAUGCAGCAACAGAUCGCAGGAAAUUUGCAUUGCUUGGCGAGUGGAAGAAAUGGUGGAUAUGAGUUCGAGGUAAAAAGGAUUACGGCUCGAGAUUUUCAGAUGGUUUCACAUAGCAUUUCGCAACUGUGUGUAGUAGAUUAGCUGUAUUUGCUUUGCAUUUUUACUGUACAUUCAAAAUUGCUUCAGUAGGGUUUUCUUUGGGGUAAAUUCUGAACUGAAGAUCUGAAAUGGCAGAACCCUAUAUUGCUUGAUCACA